This is a messenger RNA of Nannospalax galili (Upper Galilee mountains blind mole rat), 914 nucleotides long. It is a transcript of the gene Gpx1, whose product is annotated as glutathione peroxidase 1. Gene Ontology annotation, cellular component: mitochondrion; cytosol. The transcript has 2 exons. Gene Ontology annotation, biological process: hydrogen peroxide catabolic process; glutathione metabolic process; response to hydrogen peroxide. Gene Ontology annotation, molecular function: glutathione peroxidase activity. The record is from RefSeq and is a predicted model, not a curated record. NCBI's taxonomy places the organism in Eukaryota, Metazoa, Chordata, Mammalia, Rodentia, Spalacidae.
AGAGGCCGGAAAAAAGGCUCCACGUGACCCCUCCACUGCCUAGCUAAAAGGCAGCGCUUUUCGAGCUGCGGCGCUUUGGUCUGGCUUUUGCCUCCAGUCCACCCCUGCUCCGCCAUGUGUGCUGCUCGGCUCUCCACGGCGGGACGGGCCACCGUGUACGCCUUCUCCGCGCACCCGCUGGUCGGCGGGGAGCCGGUGAGCCUGGGCUCCUUCCGGGGCAAGGUGCUACUCAUUGAGAAUGUGGCGUCGCUCUGAGGCACCACCACCCGGGAUUACACCGAAAUGAACGACCUGCAGAGGCGCCUCGGGCCCCGCGGCCUGGUGGUGCUCGGUUUCCCGUGCAACCAGUUUGGACACCAGGAGAAUGCCAAGAACGAAGAGAUUCUGAAUUCGCUCAAGUAUAUCCGACCUGGUGGCGGGUUCGAGCCCAAUUUCACACUGUUCGAGAAGUGCGAGGUGAAUGGUGCGAAGGCUCACCCGCUCUUUGCCUUCCUACGGGAGGCCUUGCCAGUGCCCAGUGACGACCCCACUGCGCUCAUGAACGACCCUAAAUCCAUCAUUUGGUCUCCAGUGUGCCGCAACGACAUUGCCUGGAACUUUGAGAAGUUCCUUGUUGGGCCUGACGGUAUUCCGGUGCGUAGGUACAGCCGCCGCUUUCGGACCAUCGACAUCGAGCCUGACAUAGAAGCCCUGCUGGCUCAGCAGCCCAGCAGUCCCUAAGGCGCUUCUUUUAUCCGGGCUUGGCAGUGGCUGGUUGCACUCUGGGGGGUUUCGUCCAUGAUGGUGUUUCCACUAAACUUGCAUGGAGGAACACCUGAUUUCCAGGAAAACCCCCUCAGAUGGGCACUGGUCCAGUCCAUCCCUGAGAAGCCUUUUUUCACCACUAAUAAAGUGCUGAGUGUCACAGAACUGUG